Messenger RNA from Selaginella moellendorffii, 774 nucleotides. RefSeq names its product ethylene-responsive transcription factor ERF039-like. Gene Ontology annotation, biological process: regulation of DNA-templated transcription. Lineage: Eukaryota; Viridiplantae; Streptophyta; Lycopodiopsida; Selaginellales; Selaginellaceae. The record is from RefSeq and is a predicted model, not a curated record. Bases 26 to 697 code for a protein of 223 amino acids. Gene Ontology annotation, molecular function: DNA-binding transcription factor activity; DNA binding. The transcript has a single exon.
UGCCGCUGCCAGUGCCGAUCGCUGCAUGGGAGAGAGCAUUGGAGUGGUGGAGGAGCAGCAGCACACCACCAUCUGGGAUCGCAGGAGGAGCAAGCGCCGCGUCGUCGAGAGCUCCGACGAGUAUCCUCCCACUUCGCCGGAGGAGUGUGACUCGAGUCCCAGCUACAAGGGAGUUCGCCGCCGGAGCUGGGGGAAGUGGGUGUCGGAGAUACGAGAGCCCCGCAAGCGCUCCAGGAUAUGGCUUGGUUCCUUUGCCACACCGGAGAUGGCCGCCAAGGCCUACGACUACGCUGUCUUCUGCUUGAGAGGCCCCUCUGCGAUGCUCAAUUUCCCAGACUCGCCACCGGUGAUCUCCCCUGGUAAGAAGCUCACUUCCUCUAAAGAUAUCCAAGCUGCUGCUGCCGCCGCCGCAAAAAAGAAAGCGGCCCCGAGGACCUUUUCCUGUCCUGCUUCUGUGACUGGCAAGCCCGUUCCUCUAGCUUCUUCCUCCAAGCAAGCCCAAGAAGAAGAAGCCCCUGUCACACCUCUACUCUUUUCGGAGUCGUCCCCUUCCUCGCUACGACGAACCUGGUCUCUCCAGCUUGACGAAGAUUUUGCUGCCAUGGCCAUGCUGCUGCCUCCAUUGCCUCCUCUGCCUCCUAUCCAAAUGACGGAAGACUCGGACCACGGAGUUCUGGAACACCUAGGCCUAUGGUAGAAUUAUCUGCGACACACUACAGCAAUUUUGUUAGCCCACAACAUGUAUAGAAAGAAGGAAAGACGCACUUUUUUGUC